This is a messenger RNA of Asparagus officinalis (garden asparagus), 2115 nucleotides long. Its product is annotated as long chain acyl-CoA synthetase 1-like. The record is from RefSeq and is a predicted model, not a curated record. Gene Ontology annotation, cellular component: endoplasmic reticulum; membrane. Bases 53 to 1909 code for a protein of 618 amino acids. Lineage: Eukaryota; Viridiplantae; Streptophyta; Magnoliopsida; Asparagales; Asparagaceae. Gene Ontology annotation, molecular function: long-chain fatty acid-CoA ligase activity. Gene Ontology annotation, biological process: fatty acid metabolic process; cutin biosynthetic process; wax biosynthetic process. The transcript is spliced from 19 exons.
AGUGUUCCGCAAUGCACUUGCAAAGGAUGGUUUUCCUCCGUCGGAUUCUAACAUGGCCACCUCAUGGGAAGUUUUCAGAUUUUCAGCAGAGAAGUAUCCUGGAAAUAAAAUGCUCGGCUGGCGAGAGUUUGCGAAUGGAAGGGCAGGGCCUUAUAAAUGGAAAACCUAUGAGCAAAUAUAUGAGGAAGUCCUUCACGUUGGUUCAGCUCUGUUGCAUCUUGGUGCUAAACCUGGUUCAAGAAUAGGAAUUUAUGGAGCAAAUUGUCCUCAGUGGAUAACGGCAAUGCAGGCUUGCAACGGAUACAGCUUAAUUUGUGUUCCUCUCUAUGAUACAUUGGGGUCAGGAGCUGCGGAUUACAUAAUAGACCAUGCAGAAAUAGAUUUUGUGUUCGUUCAGGAUAAGAAGAUGAAACAAAUUCUAUCCUCCAUAUCAGCUCGACGUCUAAAAUCUAUAAUAUCAUUCUCAUCGACGACUAAGGAACAAAAGGAUGAAGCUCGAAACACAGGCAUGAAUAUUUACUCAUGGAAUGAGUUUCUACAAAUGGGAAAAGAAUUUCCUUUAGAGCCUAUUCCCCCUAGAUCUCUUGAUAUAUGCACAAUUAUGUACACAAGUGGAACUAGUGGACAACCCAAGGGGGUUAUUUUGACGCAUGAAAAUAUUGCAACUUAUGUAAAAGGGGUGGACUUAUAUAUGGAACAAUUUGAAGAAAAGAUGACGGUGGAUGAUGUCUACAUCUCUUUCCUCCCUCUUGCUCACAUCCUUGAUCGCAUGAUCGAAGAGUAUUUCUUCCACAAGGGAGCUUCUGUUGGAUAUUAUCAGGGGGAUAUUAACGUUUUGAGGGAUGAUAUCAUGGAAUUGAAACCAACAUUUCUUGCGGGUGUCCCUCGAGUUUUUGAGAGAAUUCAUGAAGGUAUAAUGAAGGCAGUGUCAGAACUGUUACCACACAGAAGGAUGUUCUUUAAUCUUCUGUACAAAUACAAAUUGUACUGGAUGAAAUCAGGAUACAAGCAUAAGAAAGCUUCACCAUUAGCAGACUUACUGGCAUUUCGUAAGGUCAAGGCUAGGUUAGGAGGCCGUAUUCGCCUUAUAAUAUCAGGAGGCGCCCCAUUGAGUACUGAUAUUGAGGAAUUUUUGAGAGUCACUAGUUGUGCUUAUUUCUCUCAAGGAUAUGGACUUACAGAGACUUGUGGGCUGAGUUCAGUCGGAUUCCCUGAUGAGAUGUCCUUAAUAGGAACAGUUGGUGUCGCUUCAACAUUCAGUGAGAUUAGGCUCGAAGAAGUCCCUGAAAUGGGUUAUGAUCCAUUAUCAAUUCCGUCACGCGGUGAAAUAUGUGUCAGAGGGAAAACUCUUUUCUCUGGGUACUACAAGAAUCCAGAGUUAACAUCAGAAUCAAUAAGAGAUGGUUGGUUCCAUACAGGCGAUGUUGGAGAGAUGAGCCCUGAUGGGAUCUUAAAGAUUAUCGACAGGAAGAAGAACAUUUUUAAGCUUUCUCAAGGGGAAUAUGUUGCUGUUGAAUAUCUGGAGAAAGUAUACUGUUUUGCUCCAAUUAUUGAAGAUAUUUGGGUAUAUGGAGAUAGCUACAGAUCUACGUUGGUUGCGGUAGUGGCUCCACAUGAAGAUAACACUAAGAAAUGGGCAUCAAUGAAUGGUCUCAAGGGUUCAUUCAUAGAUCUGUGUGGGCUUCAGGAACUCAAACAUUAUAUUCUUCAAGAGCUUAAAGCGAUUGCUGAGAAAAAUAAGCUGAGAGGUUUUGAGCACAUCAAAGGAAUCAUUGUGGAUGCUCGACCUUUCGACAUUGAAAGAGAUCUAGUCACUCCUACCAUGAAGAAGAAAAGGCCCCAAAUGUUGAAAUGUUAUCAGGCUGAUAUUGAAAGGGUUUACAAGAACCUGGCAGAAGAGAGAAAGUGAGGUUUUGUGCAUUCAUAGGCCAAAAUAAUUACUGGAAAGACUUAGGGAAGAUUCACUACUUUAGCUUCUUGCUUCUCUAGAGGACCAUAUUUGAACUGUUCUAUGUAAUUCCUCGAAGGAUUUCAAUGAUGUGAAUGAGUGUUAAUAGUCGCUGAAAGAAUAAAAGCUAAAAGCUCAAAUCUAUUUUUUAAAGGGUUCAUUGCGAA